Messenger RNA from Pygoscelis adeliae (Adelie penguin), 270 nucleotides. Its product is annotated as interferon-induced transmembrane protein 5-like. Gene Ontology annotation, biological process: bone mineralization; bone morphogenesis. Gene Ontology annotation, cellular component: plasma membrane. The transcript has 2 exons. The record is from RefSeq and is a predicted model, not a curated record. NCBI's taxonomy places the organism in Eukaryota, Metazoa, Chordata, Aves, Sphenisciformes, Spheniscidae.
AUGGACACCUCCUACCCACGGGAGGAUUAACUUCCUGCACCAUCCCACAAGCGGGAGCCGUCUCCCACCGUCCUUGCCGUUGGCGCCUCCCCAACGCCCCGCGACCACCUCGUCUGGUCCAUCUUCAACACCAUCUACAUGAACCUCUGCUGUCUCGGCUUCGUGGCGCUCGCCUUCUCCGUCAAGCCAGGAGAAGUAAUAAUCUCCACGACCCUUAGAGUCACCCUGCCUAAAACAGCCACAGACCAUGAGGGCCCCUCCUGCGACUGA